AUGUCUGAAAGCAGCGAUGUGGAGGCCGCGAGCAAGGCUGAAGCGAAACAGGCGGCCAGCAUCACCGAGCCGUCAGUGGAAGACUACGAGCUGAUCGGCUUGCCGCUCGUUUUGGUCAUCGCUGGCCUGGGACUCGCCAUAUUCCUCAUGUCCUUGGACUCAUCCAUCAUUGCCACCGCUAUUCCCCGUAUCACGGCAGACUUCAACAGCACCAGUGAUAUGGGCUGGUACGGAAGCGCAUACUCCUUCGCCAUGUGCGCGCUCCAGCCUAUGGCGGGCAAGUUGUUUUCAAAAUUCCCUUUGAAGACCCCCGGAAUCUCUACUUACCAAACACGAAAGGCAACCUUCCUCGCCUGUCUCUCCGUCUUUGAGCUGGGGUCUCUGUUAUGUGCCCUAGCUGUUAACAGCCCCAUGCUCAUUAUUGGGCGCGCUAUAGCUGGAGCUGGGGCGGCGGGAUGCUUUACCGGUGCCUUUUGUAUUGUCGCAGUCUCUCUGCCCUUGGAGAAGCGGCCAUUCUUCGUUGGCAUUCUCCAAUCGACAUUUGGCAUUGCCACCAUCAUCGGUCCAAUUUUGGGCGGCGCCUUCACACAGCAUGUGACGUGGCGGUGGUGCUUCUGGAUCAACUUGCCUCUGGGUGCUGCUACUAUACUUGCUAUUGUCUUCUGCUUCAAACCACCACAGGAUAAUUCCAAGGAAGUGCCACCUGUCCUGAAGAGAUUACAAGGCUUGGAUUUUGCUGGCGCUGCGCUCUUCGCUGGGGCCAUUGUCAUGGUGCUUCUGGCUCUUCAAUGGGGAGGGACUGCUUACGCUUGGCGAAGUGCUAUCAUCAUCGGCCUCUUCUUGGGAGGGGCAGGACUUAGCCUUGUGUUCGGCCUAUGGCAAUGGUACAAGGGCGAUGAUGCUAUGAUUCCUCCACGUCUCAUGACGGAACGCACCCAGUUCUUCGCCUGCAUGACUGAGUUCUUUGCUAUGGGCUCAGUCUAUAUAUCAAUUUACUAUCUUCCGACUUGGUUUCAAGUCGUCAAGGGCGCCUCGCCCACGAAAUCGGGACUCAUGUAUCUGCCUUUAGCCUUGUCGGACGUCCUAUCUGCCACGCUGACGGGCGCGUCGCUAAAAUGGCUCGGGUAUCCAAACCCUUAUGCUAUUCUUGGGACAGCCCUGAUGUGUGUAGCAUCAGGUCUGUUCUCCACGUUCAACCUUGACACCCCCCAUCAGCAGUGGAUCCCCUUUCAAGUUCUCCAAGGCCUCGGUAUCGGAAUGAUGCUGUCGAUGCCUUACGUCGCUAUACAAACGGUUCUCGAGCCCGCAGAUAUCCCUGUCGGCACCUCGCUGCUGCAGUCCUUCCAAUACUUUGGAGCUGCAGUCUAUCUUGCCGUCGCCGAGUGUAUUUUCGAGAACAAACUUGUCGAACAACUACGCAGUUCGGGGUUGGAGCAACGAGAGAUCGACGCUCUUCUCAACGCAGGCUCUGCCGAGGUGAGGAAUGUGACUUCUGAGGAGCAGCUCUCGGGUGUUCUCCACGCUUACAACUACGCAAUGACAAACACGUUUUACGUUGCGACGAGCGUGGCUGGCGUUGCGUUUUUCUUGUCGUUCGGAAUGCGCUGGAGGAGUGUUAAGUCGCCGAAGCCUUGA
Messenger RNA from Clonostachys rhizophaga, 1635 nucleotides. The record is from the annotation of a GenBank genome assembly. Lineage: Eukaryota; Fungi; Ascomycota; Sordariomycetes; Hypocreales; Bionectriaceae.